Molecule: messenger RNA, 1511 nt
Organism: Pelmatolapia mariae (spotted tilapia)
Lineage: Eukaryota; Metazoa; Chordata; Actinopteri; Cichliformes; Cichlidae
Gene: gale
Product: UDP-galactose-4-epimerase
Exons: 11
Coding region: 176-1225 (349 amino acids)
Biological process (GO): beta-D-galactose catabolic process via UDP-galactose, Leloir pathway
Cellular component (GO): cytosol
Molecular function (GO): UDP-glucose 4-epimerase activity
Source: RefSeq, a predicted model, not a curated record
CCCACGUUUUACAGGAAGUAAAGAAAUGUCUACAGGAACAACUAGAAGACUUCACUGAAUGAACUGACGGAUAAACCUUCAACACUCACCUCUUCUGCUUCUGCUUCCGACAACGUUUAUCAAGAGUCUCCACCGGAAACGCCUUUUUAUCUCUCAAAGAGAAACGACCCAAAGAAUGGCAGAGAAGGUGCUGGUCACAGGUGGAGGAGGCUACAUCGGGAGUCACUGUGUGGUGGAGCUCAUUGAAGCAGGCUACCAGCCAGUCGUGGUGGAUAACUUCAGUAACGCUGUGCGAGGAGAAGGGAAUGUGCCAGAGAGCAUACGCAGGAUAGAAAAGCUCCUGAAAACCAGCAUUGAGUUUCAUGAACUGGACCUCCUCGACCGCCCCGGCUUGGAAAAGCUGUUCAAAAAGCAUUCCUUCAGUGCUGUGAUUCACUUUGCGGGGCUGAAAGCUGUGGGCGAGUCGGUGGAGAAGCCAUUACUCUACUACAAAGUGAACCUCACCGCCUUCAUGAACCUGCUUGAGGUGAUGCAGGCUCACAGAGUGCACAAUCUGGUCUUCAGCAGCUCCGCCACAGUAUAUGGAGACCCCCAGCACCUCCCCAUAGAUGAGCAGCACCCCGUGGGAGGCUGCACUAACCCCUACGGGAAGACCAAGUACUUCAUCGAGGAGAUGGUCAAGGACCACUGUAAAGCUGAGAAGGACUGGAAUGCUGUGCUGCUACGCUAUUUCAACCCAAUUGGCGCUCAUUGCUCCGGUCAGAUAGGAGAGGACCCUCAGGGUAUCCCUAACAACCUGCUGCCAUAUGUUGCCCAGGUCGCCGUUGGGAGACGAGAGUGUCUGAGCGUAUAUGGGAAUGACUACGACACGAUCGAUGGCACAGGUGUGAGAGAUUACAUUCAUGUUGUGGAUCUGGCAAAGGGACACAUAGCUGCUCUGAAAAAGCUGAAGGAGGACUGCGGGUGCAAGGUUUACAACCUUGGGACAGGAAAAGGCUACUCAGUGCUUGAGAUGGUGAAAGCCAUGGAGAAGGCUUCAGGAAAAGAGAUCACAUAUAAGAUCGCCCCUCGCAGAGGAGGAGACGUAGCUUCCUGCUACGCCGACCCUCGCCUAGCUGAGAAGGAGCUGGGCUGGAAGGCUCAAUUUGACCUGGAAAGAAUGUGUGAGGACCUGUGGCGCUGGCAGUCCAUGAACCCCACCGGAUUUUCUAACGACACUUGCUGACGCAACCCGAGCGGACUGUUGCUUAAAAAUCCUCUUUUAAAAUCACCAAAGGGAACCACCAGCUUCCUCAUUCGCGCAAUGACACAUAAGACCUCAAGAGAAGCUGCAUUGUUUUUAUUUUUGUUAAACUCUAAUGAUUCAGCUGACUACAAGAAGAGUAUCUAAAUGUCUGUUUACUCUUUGCUGUUAGCUCAGACUUAACAACUGAUAUUUUCUCUAUAAAUGUAUUGAUCUGUGAGCCAUAACAAUGAAAGAAUAAAUUAAUUUUCUUACUGAAAAGCUGAAA